AUGGCGAUCUACUCUAAAGCCGUUGAAAUCAUGAUGAAAAAAGGCAAAGAAGCGCUAAACAACUUCAUAGAAAACCGGAUAGAAUCCAAUGAACAAGACCUGUACACCCCCCUUCCAAAAAUGAAGCUGAAAACUUUUGCGGCAAUGAAGGCGAAGAAAUCGUGCACCGUAAAAGAUAGAAGUCUAACGCUGAAAGCGGACCGCGAUAUAUUUGCACGGCUAUUAGUAAUACGUGGUAAGCGCGACGUUUCCUUGAAAGAAGUCCUAAUCUACUCCUUGAGCCCUAUUCCAUGGUCGCUAGCAACAGCCGACGGAAGCUUUGUUAAAACUGUUAAGUCAAAAUUGCUUGAUGCUAUCGAGAAGGAUGUAGAAGAUUCGAUUGUGGAUACUCUUCCCGACAAUUGUGUACGAAUAUUUGAUGGCAUGGUUAUUAUUCGAAAGCAGGCUUCUUUGAGUUUGGCAACAUUCGGUGAAAUGUCAGAAUAUGUCCUUAAGCGGAUUACAUCUCGUCCUGGUAAAGUGAUCUAUUUUGUUACUGACCAAUAUCUUGAUGAUUCCUUAAAAGGAAGUGAACGCCAACGACGAGCUUCAUCUGGAAGUAUUCGGAUCCAGUUAACGAGAAGAGAUCAGAAACGACCAAAACAGUUCAAGAAAUAUCUCAGUGAUGGUGUGAACAAAGUCGAUCUGGUGAGAUUCUUCAUGGAUGAUUGGUCCCACCCCCAACGCUUCAAAACCAUUAUCGAAGAUAGAGUUGUGUUCUUGACUUUGGAGAGCGAGUGUCACCAGCUGAGAGUAGAAGAAGAUAAUGUUGUCAUUGGCAUGGAAGAAAGCCUUUGUUCAAACCAAGAAGAGGCUGAUACGAAGAUGUUUCUAUGUUGCCAGCAUGCUGUCCACCGAUUUCAGAACCCAAAUAUUUGCAUCUCAACAGUCGAUAGUGAUGUUGGAAUCUUGGCCAUCUAUUUCAAACAACAAAUCCACUGUAAUCUGUUUCUUGAGAUAGGCUCAAAAGGGAAGAAGAGAAUUUUAUCAAUCCAAAACAUUUCCGAGGGCGUUGGUGAACAAAUGUCAAGUGCUCUUCCAGCAUUGCACGCAAUCAGCGGUUGUAAUUCAACAAGUGCGUUUUAUGGCCUUGGAAAACAAAAAGUGUACAAGAUCGUCAAGAGUUCUGGCCGUUUUAAAGAAACAUUGGCGCAGAUGGGCGAUAGUUUUUAUUUCGACACGAACCUUUUCCCUUUGGUUGAAGAAAUGGUCGCUCAGUUUUAUGGCAUUAAAGGCUGCACCAGUAUAAACGAUGCCCGCUACAUGAAAUUCUGCACCAAAAAUAAGAUUCCAGAACCACAGCAACUCCCACCAACCAAGGACGAAUUAUUACUUCACUGUCAGCGUGCUAACUACGUGAGGUGUAUUUGGAAGUCGGCAUUGACAAUGAACACAGAUCCUCCACAGCCAGAGGGUUGGGGUUGGCUUCGAUCGAACGGAGUUUUGGAACCGAAAUGGAUGAGUCAAAAGCCUGCACCGGAUUCCUUAUUGGAGUUUUUGUCAUGCGGUUGCAAGAAAUCAGGCUGUCAAAAUAACAUGUGCGUUUGUGUUUCCAACGGCCUAAAUUGUACUGACCUUUGCUGUUGCAACGCGUGCUCGAAUCUGCCACUCGAUAAUGAUGACGUAAACACAUAUGAAAACUUUGAUAGGGACCCUGACGACUAG
Molecule: messenger RNA, 1704 nt
Organism: Paramuricea clavata
Lineage: Eukaryota; Metazoa; Cnidaria; Anthozoa; Malacalcyonacea; Plexauridae
Source: the annotation of a GenBank genome assembly